Molecule: messenger RNA, 2259 nt
Organism: Musca vetustissima
Lineage: Eukaryota; Metazoa; Arthropoda; Insecta; Diptera; Muscidae
Product: dynein intermediate chain 2, ciliary-like
Exons: 8
Coding region: 31-2256 (741 amino acids)
Biological process (GO): cilium movement; outer dynein arm assembly
Cellular component (GO): outer dynein arm
Molecular function (GO): dynein light chain binding; dynein heavy chain binding
Source: RefSeq, a predicted model, not a curated record
UCGACAGGAGCUGGUGGCGACAAGUCAUCGAUGAAAGGCAAAGGGUCACAUAAAGUGCUUAAUCGUGCCUCCACGGCCAAGCCAAAACCAUCUACAGAUGGCGCUGGUGGUGGUGGCGGCGGCGAUGCUGAUGAUUUGGAUGCCUGGGUAAAAUCUCGCCAAUUGGUAAAACCCGAAAAUCAAUUAGAUCUCACCGAAGCUGAAUUAUCGGAGGAAAUAACCAAAGUCCUAACGACCACCAAUACAAAUGUUGUACACAAUUUGGUGGUCUAUAGUUUCAAGGAGGAGGCAUAUGUUCCGCUACCACCUGCCGGUAAUACAGUUACCCUGCUGAAAUUCGAUGGCAAUUCGCUGCACAUUGAUUCGGAUGAGGCUAAAUAUCAAAUGGAAGAAAGUGGUGAAAUUGGAUAUCCCCUACCAGCUCCACGAUAUUCUUUAAUGGAAGCUGAAGCGGCACCACCCAAAGCUGAUGACGGUGAAGCUGGUGAGGGUGGAGAAGGCGACGAUCAAGAAGCAAAAGAAGGUGAAGAAGCCGGGGAAGAGGCUGAAGCUGAAGAAGAAGUUGAAGAAGAGGCUGCAGAGGAGGCUGGGGAAGCUGAAGAAGGAGAGGGUGAAAAGGCAGAAGAGGAGGCAGCAGAAGCAGCUCCAGUUGCCGCCACAGGUGGGGGAAAGAAGCGCAAGCUUAUCAAUCAAUUCAACUUUUGUGAACGGGCCGCAUUGACAUUUACAAACCCGACAAGGAAUGUCGACACCCAAACCAUACCACCUCCACGCUCUCAAUACGGAGCCAAUGUCUUGCAAUGGGUAAUCUAUGAUAGUUAUGCCGAAGAUUUUGAACAGCAACAAAAGGAACGAGACAAGAAAGACGACAAGAAAGUGCAACGUAAGGAUGAGCUGAAAAUGAGUAAACAGGAGCUAAAAGCAGCCCAGGCGGAGGAAUUGAAUAAAAAAUAUCUCAAAUGUUGGCAAAUUUUGGAACGAAUGAUUAAUCAAAAUAUCUAUAAGGAUAUUGCGCAUGAUUAUCGCUAUUGGGAAGAUCCGGCAGAUGAAUUUCGUGAUGGUGAAGGUACCCUAUUGCCUCUGUGGAAAUUUCAAUAUGAACGGACAAAGAAAAUGAGCGUAACCGAUGUUAUGUUCAAUCCGUACUAUUAUGAUUUGUUUGCCGUGUGUUUUGGAUCACAUGACUUUAUGAAACAACCCAGUGAGGGUGCGAUUUGUUUAUUUACCGUCAAGAAUCCUUCGUAUCCGGACUAUAUAAUCAUGACGGAAAGUGGGGUAAUGUGCUGUGAUAUCCACCCUAAGUAUCCUUUUUUAGUUGCCAUUGGCCUCUAUGAUGGCAAUGUCCAUGUCUAUAAUCUAAAGGAGAAUUAUCGUGAACCUUUGUAUAUUUCAAUGGGUGUUGGCGAUAAACAUAUCGAAUGUGUUUGGGAGAUAAAAUGGGGUCCGGAUAUGGCUGAUGGUGAAAUAAAUUUCUAUUCCGUAUCGUCGGGAGGUCGCGUUUUCAAUUGGGUGUUGAUGCAAAAUAAAUUAAUGGUAACGACAAUAAUUACUCUCUUCCUCGAGAAUGGUAUUGUAUCCGGCCCCGAUGGCACUGAAUUGCGAUUACGUAGUUGCGGUUCCUGUAUGAAAUUUCAUCCAGAAGAUCCGGAAAUAUUUCUAGUCGGCACCGAAGAGGGUUGCAUCUACAAAUGCAGCAUUGCCUAUAGUUCCAAAUAUCUAAUGACAUAUCGGGCACAUAAUCUCUCCGUUUAUCGUAUCGAUUUUAAUCGUUUCAAUUCGAAUAUUUUCAUAUCGUGUAGUGGUGAUUGGCGUGUUAAAAUCUGGGAAGAUAUGCGUCCGGAACCGUUAUUUAUAUUCGAUUUAGGUUCGGCAGUGGGUGAUGUUAAAUGGGCACCAUAUUCCAGUACGGUCUUUGCAGCGGUCACAAAUGAGGGAAAGGUCUAUGUUUUCGAUUUGAAUGUGAAUAAAUACAAGGCGAUUUGUAUUCAGGCUGUCGUACCGAAGAGGAAAAAUAAAUUGACGCGACUGUCGUUUAAUGAAAAGUUGCCGUUCAUUAUUGUGGGAGAUGAUAAAGGCACUGUCACCUCCCUGAAAUUGUCACCCAAUUUACGUCAGAUGGUAAAACCUCCCAAGAAACAACAAAAUGUGGAACAAUCUGUUUUGCAGGUGCAAAAAUUGGAGAAGUUACUUUCGUUGGUGCGAGAACUACCGGAAGGCGAAAUUAUUAAGGAUACAACAACAACUGUCGCAAGUUGAAAA